This is a messenger RNA of Entrophospora candida, 213 nucleotides long. The record is from the annotation of a GenBank genome assembly. Lineage: Eukaryota; Fungi; Glomeromycota; Glomeromycetes; Entrophosporales; Entrophosporaceae.
AUGUCAAAAAAAGGUGCUUAUGAAAAUUGUGGUGCAAUGACUCAUAAAUCUAAAGAUUGUAUGAUGCAAAAUUGGUCUGAUGCAAAGAGAAAUAGAUGGAAUGAUUAUGAUCCUUCUGAACAUAGUAUGAAAAGAACAUUCAAUGGGGAUGAAGAUGAUGAUAAAUAUGCUGAAAGAUCUGAUAUUCCUAGUCAAAAGUUAUACAAGAACUAG